Molecule: messenger RNA, 1965 nt
Organism: Sorex fumeus (smoky shrew)
Lineage: Eukaryota; Metazoa; Chordata; Mammalia; Eulipotyphla; Soricidae
Gene: DYTN
Product: dystrotelin
Exons: 14
Coding region: 1-1965 (654 amino acids)
Biological process (GO): synaptic signaling
Cellular component (GO): plasma membrane
Molecular function (GO): zinc ion binding
Source: RefSeq, a predicted model, not a curated record
AUGAACACUGAUAAACAAGAUGCUCGCAACAGUAUUGAGAAUUCCAUUUAUAAAACAGCCUUCAAGCUGCAUUCGGUGCAAACUCUGUGCCAAUUGGACUUAAUCAACAGUUCUCUGAUCCAGCAAGUCCUGCUCUACCAAGGUCUCGGGGAGAUGAGAGAGAAGUGCUUGUCUACACCACAGCUUUUCCAGGCCCUCCAGGACUUGUUUCAGAGACUCGAGGUGAAAAGACCAGGAUGGGUGUCUCCCAGGGCUUCAGAACUCACUCUGAGCCUUCUCACAGCAAUGUAUGACAGCACAGGAACGGGUUUUGUCAAGCUUAUCCCUACCAUCGCUGCCCUGAUUGCCCUCUCAGGGGACAGCCCGCUCACAAAAUACAGAGCUCUUUUUCAACUCUAUACAGAAAAUAACAGAGGCGGUAAGGACUCUGGCAACCGCAUGACUCGAAGGGUUUUGAGGAACCUGCUAACAGAUCUACAACAGAUACCAACUGUCGUUGGGGAGAGUCGUGCUCUGUGCUCCGUGGAGAGUGCCACACGCAGCUGUUUCCGAGGGGUGCUGAGCCCAGCAAUCAAGGAGGAGAAAUUUCUCUCUUGGUUGGAGUCUGAGCCUCUGAUCCUUUUGUGGCUCCCCACCUGUUACAGACUCUCGGCCACUGAAAUGGUCACUCAUCCCGUUCGAUGUAGAAUCUGCAGCAACUUCCCUGUCACAGGGGUGAGAUAUAGCUGUGUAAAGUGUCUCAACUUUGACAUCUGCCAGUCCUGUUUCCUAUCUGAUCUUCAUGGAAAGCCCCACGAGAAGUCCUAUCCUGCAAUUCAGCACUGUGCUCAGAUGUCAGCAAAGGAGAAUACAAAACUCCUUGUCAGUUCUCUCAGAAACAAACUGCUUCAACGGCAUUGGAGGAGGACAGAAGCUGCUAGAAGCAGGCAGUGGCUGCUAGAUCAGGGGAAUCCAAAGGACAUCGCUAACCAGGAACGUGUUCGCAGGCUCUUCACUCGGUGCACUAACCCUGAAGUACCAAUAUAUGUAAGUUCACCUGGACCAGCAGCCACGAAGGCCUCCAAAAACGUACCUGAAAUGACACCUCAGGUUCAACAAACCAAUCAUAGCAGCCCACAUCGUCAGACCAUAGUCAGCCUCAAGAAUGAGCUGUGGAGGAAUCGCGAAUACAUACAUGCUCUCCAGAAGGAGCGAAGACUCCUUAAAAAACAGCUAAACCGAUGCAAAAACAAGAUGCAAAUAAUAAGUGCCUUCCAGGAAGAAACAAGCUACAGACUUGAAACAAAGAUUCUUGAACUCAAGACCAACCAGGAGACUCUGUGGACCAAACUACAGAAAAUGGGACAGGAUCUACAGGCAAUGUUGCAGCCACUCUAUUCUUCAUCUUCCUGUCAAAGUACGGUUUCCAAGACCGAUGAUGGAAAAGGUGAAAGACUUUUGAGAAGAGAUUCUUCCGAGAUAAGAAAUAUUUCUGGGGGUGGUUCAGAAAAGAAAUAUCUUUCUUAUCCUACCCUGAUUAACAGAAGUCACCAAAGUCAAGCAAAUGUAGAUUAUGCUCUACCAAAUGCAAACUUCCCAGAGGCCACUUUGCAGUCGAGGUCAACACAAACCACCAAAGUACAAAACCAAGAAGAAAAGAUGUGGAAUGAAGCCAUUAGUGUACUGCCAAGUUCCCAUGAAGGACUAUCACAGACCACCCAUCAAAUUACUCCUGCUGACAUCAACAACAGUCCUGCUUUGACACCUGUGGGAAGAAAAGAAACAAUUCACAAUCAGGAGGGAAAGGAUGAAUUGGAGGAAGAAGAACUUAAUCAACUGUUAUCAAAACUUACGGAUGCCUUCACUUUAGACAUGCCAUCAGGUCUGCAGUCUUCAGUGAACAUGGAUCUAUAUCGUGGAGCUGAGCUGGUGUGUGGGGCCUUCUCUGUGCUUGUUGAUCAAAUCACUUUGCCCAACUUGAAAUAA